Messenger RNA from Arabidopsis thaliana (thale cress), 623 nucleotides. RefSeq lists its product as uncharacterized. The record is from RefSeq and is marked reviewed. Bases 39 to 551 code for a protein of 170 amino acids. NCBI's taxonomy places the organism in Eukaryota, Viridiplantae, Streptophyta, Magnoliopsida, Brassicales, Brassicaceae. The transcript has 2 exons.
UUUCAACCUCAAGAAAAAACAACAAUCAUGACAAAACAAUGUCAAGCUCUCUUUCUACUCCUCUCCGUCUCCUACCUCUUCUCCUCAGACCUCACGGCUGCCACCGUCACCGCGGCCGGAACUUCUACAAAAGCACUAAACUUCAUUCAAUCUUCUUGCAAAGUUACAACGUACCAAUCCCUGUGCGUGGACACGCUCUCGGUCUACGCAAAUACGAUCCAAACAAGCCCUCGACGCCUCGUGGAUGCAGCUAUCGCCGUGAGUCUGAAACAAGCGCUGUCCACGAAGCUCUUCAUCUCACACCUGAGGAAGAGCCAGUUCCAAACCCUUGCAGACUGCCGACCAACAACCGAAACAUACACUACAGAUGCGCAGUGUUCUGUCGAAGAACUCCAAGAGGUGGUGAAUUCCCGUUCGCGGAUCCGGUAAAGAUGUCAGUCCGGGGCGGAGUCUCGGAUGCGGUAAGAAAGUCACUUCAUACCCAGUUCGCUAAGUUGCACCAUGAAAUAAACAAUGUCAAGAUGUUGUUCAUAGCUUUUGCUAAGAAUUAGUAAGAAUUGACUUCUUUUGUUGUAUGGUAUUCAUGUAGUAUCAGUCCAAAAUGAAUAAAAGAGUUUCGAAAU